AAUAAACAAUUUUGUUUUGUAGUUUUGAUCGUUACAGAGCGAGGCAACCACGCCUCCAGCCUCCAAGCUUCCUUCUCAUUCGGAAUUUGCUGCUACGAACGUACACAUUCAUGACAACCACAACCAUAGCCAUACUAGAAUAUGGCUUUAGCUUGGCCCAACCAUAUACUUUUUCGGUCUAGCACCAACUGCGUUAUCCUCUCCGAUCUCACCGAAUCUCGCUCUGCUGAAACGCUAUGGCCGAUUUCUUCGACUCUAGUACACCGGAGAAACAUCUCCUUGCUGUCCACGGCUACGUUGACAGCCAAGACUUUGACGCCUUCCCUCGGAUGCUUCAGCAAAUCCACGGAGGAUAAGCAGUGGACUGAAGCGGAAACUAUCGUUUCAGAUUCCGAUACUGGGAGCAGAGAGGAGGAGAAUGAGACUAGCAGCCAGAUUUCUGUUAGUACUAAUGGUCGGGUUGACUCCCAAUCCCGUAGAACUGCGACCACCGCGUUUGGUGAUUCUGUCUCCUUGGGAAUUCGGGAACCAGUUUAUGAGGUUGUAGAAGUAAAGUCAAACGGAGCACUAUCAACCAAAAAAAUCAACAGGAGGCAACUAUUAAAAAUGAGCGGUCUUCGUCCAAGAGACAUUCGAAGUGUGGAUCCAUCAUUGUUUUUGACAAAUUCUAUGCCUUCGCUGCUGCAUAUCGUUCUGCAUCUUUUCAUAUCAAUCAGUAAAGGUGGGAAAGCUUUUCUUGAGACAUUGCUGCCUCGGUUGAACCCUAAGAACAGCAAUGGUGGGCCAUCGAUGCCAUUUGAGCUUGAGGUUGUUGAAGCAGCAUUGCUAUCAAGAACACAGCGGUUAGAGCAGAGAUUGAUGGACUUAGAACCUCGUGUUCAAGCUCUUCUUGAGGUCUUGCCUAACCGAUUAACUGGUGACAUAUUGGAGCAACUACGUAUUAGUAAACAAACUUUGGUUGAAUUAGGUUCCAGGGCAGGAGCUCUCAGACAAAUGCUGCUUGAUCUUCUGGAGGACCCUCAUGAAAUACGCCGCAUAUGUAUUAUGGGAAGCAAUUGCACUCUUAAGAGAGGAAGUGAUGUUGUGGAGUGUUCAGUGCCCUUAGAAAAACAGAUUGCUGAGGAAGAAGAGGAAGAAAUUGAGAUGCUUCUGGAAAAUUAUCUUCAAAGAUGUGAAUCUUGUCAUGGUCAAGCUGAAAGGCUUCUGGAUUCUGCGAGGGAAAUGGAAGAUUCUAUAGCUGUAAAUUUGAGCUCACGGAGGCUUGAGGUUAGCAGAGUGGAACUGCUUCUUCAGGUUGGGACAUUCUGUGUGGCAGUCGGUGCCCUAGUUGCAGGUAUAUUUGGCAUGAACCUGAAAUCAUAUCUUGAAGAACAUGUGUUUGCAUUUUGGCUGACAACAGCUGGGAUUAUUGUUGGCGCGGUCAUUACAUUUUUCCUUAUGUAUUACUAUCUCAAGGCAAGGAAAAUACUCUGACGGGAAGAAACUUCAAGCUUAGGUACCAAUGUUUAGCAGGUGACAUCGAAACACAACUCAGCACGCGACGUAAGCGGUUAUUCAAGAUGGUUAUGAAAGCUUGUGAUAGGAUUCACACCGCUCGUAUGCUGUGUUUUCUUUGUUGGUUGAACCUAGGCUGUGUUUUCAAGCAAGCAGUAUUUACCAAUUAUUUGUUCGUGGAGCUCACAAUGGCUGUAACAUUGGUGAUCAAUUAAUGAAUUGAAUAAAUCAGUCAUAAAGAA
Messenger RNA from Prosopis cineraria, 1736 nucleotides. Its product is annotated as magnesium transporter MRS2-11, chloroplastic-like. NCBI's taxonomy places the organism in Eukaryota, Viridiplantae, Streptophyta, Magnoliopsida, Fabales, Fabaceae. Gene Ontology annotation, molecular function: magnesium ion transmembrane transporter activity. The transcript is spliced from 13 exons. Gene Ontology annotation, biological process: magnesium ion transport; transmembrane transport. The coding region runs from base 142 to 1473 and encodes 443 amino acids. The record is from RefSeq and is a predicted model, not a curated record. Gene Ontology annotation, cellular component: membrane.